AUGAACCAGCAAAGUGCGUUGGCAGCACAGAAAUUCCAUCAGACCAAGGCUGCACAAACAGAAACAGGGCCAGCAGGUAAAAGUGCAGUGACUGUAGGCCUGGGGCAGUGCAGGAGCAGUAUAAAAGCAGGAGCUUCUCCUCACUCUCCCAUCCAGUCCUCUUGCCUCCAUCUCACUGAGAAGAAGGUGCCUCUCCAGCCCCAAGCCAUGUCCUGCUACACCCCGUGCCGGCCCUGCCAGCCCUGCGGCCCCACCCCGCUGGCCAACAGCUGCAAUGAGCCCUGUGUCAGGCAGUGCCAGGACUCCCAUGUGGCCAUCCAGCCACCUGCUGUGCUGGUGACCCUGCCUGGCCCCAUCCUCAGCUCCUUCCCACAGAACACCGCCGUGGGAUCCUCCACCUCUGCUGCUGUUGGCAGCAUCCUCAGCUCUCAGGGAGUGCCCAUCAGCUCUGGGGGCUUUGGCCUCUCAGGCUUGGGCAGUGGCCUCUGUGGCACCAGGUCCUUCCCCUGCUAA
Messenger RNA from Oenanthe melanoleuca, 513 nucleotides. RefSeq names its product feather keratin 1-like. Gene Ontology annotation, cellular component: intermediate filament. The transcript has 3 exons. Lineage: Eukaryota; Metazoa; Chordata; Aves; Passeriformes; Muscicapidae. The record is from RefSeq and is a predicted model, not a curated record. The coding region runs from base 1 to 513 and encodes 170 amino acids. Gene Ontology annotation, molecular function: structural constituent of cytoskeleton.